Amyelois transitella is the source of this 2230-nucleotide messenger RNA. RefSeq lists its product as uncharacterized. The coding region runs from base 127 to 1413 and encodes 428 amino acids. The transcript is spliced from 5 exons. The record is from RefSeq and is a predicted model, not a curated record. Gene Ontology annotation, cellular component: chitin-based extracellular matrix. Gene Ontology annotation, molecular function: structural constituent of chitin-based larval cuticle. Lineage: Eukaryota; Metazoa; Arthropoda; Insecta; Lepidoptera; Pyralidae.
AGACUGCGCGGGCGCAUUGCAGGCGGGAACUUUGUCAGGUGUAACUGGCUCGGAAAUAAUAUAGUGGUGUGACGCAAAAUAUUGAGACCGAAAAUCGUAGUGAAAUAAAGUUAGCAAACAACAAAAAUGUGGCGGCAAUUCUCUUUUAUAUUGCUGCUCGUUGUUGCGACUUUAGCGAUAAAAGUGCCGGUAGACAAUGUUGAAACACCUUCAGAGAGUAAGAACGAUACGCAAAACAGUCCCGUCUACUAUACAUCUGAGGAUUCCGAAAUAGACAGCUAUCUUGUUCCACCAGACCCACACAAGCCCGAAGAAGAAGAAGAAUCAGAUAUUAUAACACCAGCAACGUAUCUUCUUCCUCCUUCGCCUGAGAAGCAAACGAAUUACUAUUAUACUCCAAUAGAAUCUGGAGACCAAAGUGAUUGGCUCCCAAUAUCAGCGCAACCACAAGCAGUUCCCGAGGGAAUACAGAAAGUGAGAGUUGGAAAAUUGGUCAACAAAGGUAAAGUUGCUGUCCCAAUACCAUCGGACCACCUCGAGCCACCAGUCUUAAAUGCACCCAAUGAUUAUAUUGUACCGACGCCAUCAGAAAAAUUAGAGCUACCUUUGAAAAAUCAAAAACAACAAUUUGUACCAGACCCAGAUUAUCCACAAAUGUUGAACGUUAAUCAUAAGUACACCCCCGCUUUAACGAAAGAUGUGCCAAUUUUCAUCAGAAUUCCUAAGGAACAAUUUAUUUCGUCUCAACUCCUGCCACCAAAACCUGGACCGGGAAAAUUCAAGAAUCCUACUAAACUAUACCCAAAGAAAUAUCCAGGCGCUUUCAAACCAGUUCCGAUUCCAAUAGGCCAAUUUGCCGAAGAUGGUUUGUCUCAAGUUCCCAGAGCCAAGCCCAUAAAAUAUUUUCAGCCGAUACCUAUUGACGAAAUCAACUAUAUGAUUCCUUCAGAGGAAAAAAAGCGCUAUCUCUACGAACAAGCCGAACUAAAACGAAAAUUGAAAGAAGAGGAGGCCGCCAAGCAACAACAGAGUCCUGCGGUGGAAACAUAUGGCAACACUGACACAACGGAGCAAGAAACUUCGGCAACUCUGCACAGAUACCCCGCCCGGCCAGCUCCUUUAAGACAAGCACCUGCGCCUGCGCCACCGAGCCAGAACGAGGCAGGUCCUCCGCCUUCCGACGACCGCACAGAGUUCCGCAUGCACGGCAUGAAGGGCCCCCAUAGCUAUCAGUUUGGAUAUGACACCGGUAAAGGAAAAAACCGUCAGUUUCGCUAUGAAGAGCGAGACAAUGAUGGCACCGUAAGAGGACACUAUGGCUACAUGGACAAGCGCGGGAAACUUCGCGUUGUUAACUACAGAGCGCACCCUGAACACGGGUUCCAGGCGGACGCGCCCGUAGAAAAGGAGUAAAGGACAGCGAGCAGCUCAAUAUUUAUUGACUUUAUUGUACAUAUAGGUAAUACUAUAGAAAUCGGAAUAAUAUAAGACAAUAGAAAUGUCACUUUGUUCUUAAAACCAUACGAAUGAUGUCACCGUCUUUCUCUCGUCAGUUGUAAUCUCAGAAUUGAGAUGCAAACGUAUCUAAUAGUAUCAAAACUAUCAUUAUCGCAGUCACAUUUACCAGUAGGUAGUUACCACUUCUAUAGUCUUAUAUCAUUCCGAAUAUCUUUGGGUUAUAUAUAGGGUUUUGUAAAUAACAUGUAGUUCUUAGGUAUACCUAAAAAGAUCCAGUCGUAGUCUUAUUCAGUGUCGAUAUCUUAGGAAAUCAUUUGGAUUAUUGAAAAUAAUAUUCCGAGAUUGUGGUUUAUAUGUGAAACGAAUAAAACGUACAGUUGCCUGCAAAGAAACGUGACCUGUCAUACGUACGAUAGUUCGUACGUACCAUAGAUAGAAGUUUAACCCCGUUUCUAUGAGGGGGCUUUUCGAUUUGCAGUCUAAUUACGAAAACAGAUUGAUUAAGAACAUUGAAAGGUGCAAACAUUCCUUACAUUGAGAUUGUAUGCGUUGUUGUAUAACUUUUAUGUAUAAAAAGUUAUUCAAUAUUAUAGUUUGAAAAUUAAUAUGAUUGCUAAGUCUUUUUGUUUAUAUGAUUUUCCGAAGUCCGAAAGCUUUUUGUUUAUAAUUUCACUUUUAUACUUUUUUAUUCAGAGCAUUUUUUUCAUUAUCAGAUUUUUAGUGUACCAAGAGUAGGUUUUGAAGGAACCUAUAGAAUGAAAUCUUAAAAAAU